GUGGUGUUAGCAUCAAUCUGUAGUCCCCACGCUGCCGACCACUAAAUGGAGAUCUCAAGUCUUCAAGUUCGGAAACAGCUGCCCGUGUAGCGUGCCAGUGGUGAUGCCGAACAGACAGGGGAUUGGGCAGUUGUCACAUGGCUGGUUGUUACAUCUAGGCAUCAAAUACUCCGCCGUGGUCCUCCUCGUGCUACCCCACGUCAUCACCGCACCCUGCCUUUUUUGACCCAGAGAACGCGUGCUCCACUGGCAUCACUUUACGCGACGCCAACCUGCGCUUUUUCGCGAAGCAACUUGAACCUGAAGACUAGACCAGAAAACCAAAACUUGGGUGCGCAGAUUUCGUUACUACACCGCAGCCAUGGGUAUCAAGCAGUUGUACCACGUCAUCGCGGAGGAGGCACCUGAUGCCAUCAAAACCGGCGAAAUCAAGAACCACUUCGGGAGGAAGGUUGCAAUAGAUGCCUCGAUGAGUAUCUACAGCUUUCUGAUCGCAGUGCGGUCAGAAGGCCAACAGCUGAUGUCUGACACGGGCGAAACCACGUCGCAUCUCAUGGGCAUGUUCUAUCGCACUCUCCGUAUGGUCGACAACGGCAUCAAACCGCUCUACGUCUUCGAUGGCGCACCGCCCAAGUUGAAAUCAGGGGAAUUGGCCAAGCGAUUUGCCCGAAAGAACGAGGCCAAUGAGCAGGCGGAGGAGGCUAAAGAGACCGGAACGGCAGAGGAGGUGGAAAAGUUCUCCAGACGGACUGUGAGAGUCACCCGAGAGCACAAUGAGGAAUGUCGAAGACUGCUCAAAUUAAUGGGCAUUCCUUACAUUAUCGCCCCCACUGAAGCCGAAGCACAAUGUGCCGUUCUGGCCCGCGCAGGCAAGGUGUACGCAGCCGCCUCAGAAGAUAUGGACACCUUAUGUUUCAACGCGCCUAUCCUGCUACGGCACCUCACAUUCAGCGAACAGCGAAAGGAACCCAUCCAAGAGAUCCAUCUCGACAAGACCUUGGAGGGUUUAGGGAUGGACCGAACACAGUUCAUUGAUCUGUGCAUCCUCUUGGGAUGUGAUUAUGUCGACCCAAUUCCGAAAGUCGGUCCAAACACGGCAUUGAAACUCAUUCGUGAACAUGGCACUCUCGAAAAGGUGGUCGAGUUCAUUGAGAACGAUCCCAAAAAGCGAUAUUCCCUACCUGAGGACUGGCCAUACAAAGAUGCCCGUGAGCUAUUCCUCCAUCCUGAUGUCCGAUCGGCGGACGACCCAGAGUGUGACUUCAAGUGGGAGGCUCCUGAUGUGGAGGGGUUGGUGCAAUUUCUCGUCAAUGAGAAAGGCUUCAACGAGGACCGAGUCCGCAAUGCAGCCCAGAAAUUGCAGAAGAACGUCAAGACUGCACAACAAUCGAGACUGGAAGGGUUCUUCAAGGCGGUCCCCAAAACUGAAGAAGAGAAGAAAUCCUUGAAGCGGAAACACGAUGAGAAGGUCGCAGAAGCCAAGAAGAAAAAGAAAGAAGACGUCAAGACCAAGAAAGAGUCCAAGGCGAAGGCGCAUAUUUCGCGAUGAACACAAUCUGAGAAGCAUGAAUUGCAAACAGGCAUGAUGUACUCAUAGCAUGGCGUUCGGGACGGGCGGGCUGAUGGGGGUCUGAGAGCUGUAAUAUAGAAAGGUAUCUCGCGGGCAGGAUGGUCGUAUCGUGCUUGAAGACACGUGCUCCCUGAUCUGAGCAUAAAAUCAAGGUGCUACUCACCAGUACAGUACAUUGUUUCGUGCAUCCGAUGUCCGACCCAAGCUAUUGCAUUGCGACUACCUACCUAGGUAGGUACCGUAUUACAUUG
Messenger RNA from Exophiala dermatitidis NIH/UT8656, 1821 nucleotides. RefSeq names its product flap endonuclease 1. The record is from RefSeq and is a predicted model, not a curated record. NCBI's taxonomy places the organism in Eukaryota, Fungi, Ascomycota, Eurotiomycetes, Chaetothyriales, Herpotrichiellaceae. Gene Ontology annotation, cellular component: cytoplasm; nucleus. Gene Ontology annotation, molecular function: DNA binding; 5'-flap endonuclease activity; 5'-3' exonuclease activity. The transcript is spliced from 5 exons. Bases 362 to 1549 code for a protein of 395 amino acids.